AUGAAAGAGACUAAUACUCAAGGAGAAGUCUUCAAGAGUAACGGAAACACAAUUUCUGUGAAAAAGUAUGCACUUUCUUCUGAAGAACGGAACAAGCUUAUUUCUGUGAUACAUAAAGCUCUAAAUGAUCACAACCAUGUUAUUGAGGAUGACAAGCUACAGUUGGUUAUAAACACAAUCAUGAAACAAUAUGUAGAUGUCUUGAGUGUUGGUUCUGCCAUAACAUGUGAAAGCAAUCAAUGGUGGAUUGGAGGCUUUCGUCCUUCUCAAAUUCUUCAGGUUAUCCUGCCUCAACUUCAACAUAUGUACACCAAGCAACAACUAUGUGACAUUUAUAAUCUUGGACAAUCAUGUCAACAAGCAGAAUAUGCUCUUGCACAAGGCUUGGUAAAACUCAAGCAAAAUCUUGAUAAAUCAACAACAGCAGAUGGCAAAGCGUUUCAAUUGACAUAUGUACCUAAACAACUAUGCUUCUUUAAACAGGCUGAUCAUCUUCGCCAAGAAUUCGUGCAUCAAUUUUGUCGUCUCCUUACAAUUUCUCAGCAAGCUGAAUUUGUAGUUGCUCUCGAGGAACAUCUGCAUAAUCCGCAGCCUCGGAGCUCACUUUGA
Messenger RNA from Lathyrus sativus (Indian pea), 609 nucleotides. Lineage: Eukaryota; Viridiplantae; Streptophyta; Magnoliopsida; Fabales; Fabaceae. The record is from the annotation of a GenBank genome assembly.